AUGGCCACGGCAACUUUACCUAGUGUUUCCUCCGACUUUCAACCCUCUGCCGCUGCAGGAUGCAAUAGCACCGCCAAUCUUCCUGGAGCUCCUGUGAUUGCCGACGAAGAUCUUCCCAAGACAGAAAAGAAAGACAAAAAGUCCAAAGGCAAGAAAUCCAAAGAUAAGAAGUCCAAGGACAAGAAAGCUAAGGACAAGAAGAAGAAGAAGGAUGCUGCCGCUUCUGAGAAGGAGCCCAAGCCAAUUCGCCAGGCUGUUGGAGUGAUUGUAGUUGACCCUGCUACUCGCAAGGUACUCAUGCUCAGUAGUCGUAAAAAUGAAGGUACUUAUGUCCUCCCUCGUGAUGAUUGCAAGACUGUACCUGCUGAGGAACACCCCGAGAAGGCUGCACUUCGUCUCUUGAAUGAAAAGGCUGGCGUUGCUGCCACUUUCUUGACCAGCCGUGUUGGCUCUUACUCUGAAUCUAAUAAGAAGGGUAAGGUCAUUGCUCACCAUUGGAUGUACGAGGUUCAUGCCCCUACCUUGCUCGAGACCUGGCCCAAUGCUGAUCGCCAACGUGUUUGGGUUCCUUAUGAAGAUGCUUUGAAGGCUACCGAAAAGAAGCGCAUGUCCCAUCUUGCUCUCUCAAAGUGUUCUCUUGCUAAAUCUGCCUAA
Mucor velutinosus is the source of this 654-nucleotide messenger RNA. RefSeq lists its product as uncharacterized. Gene Ontology annotation, cellular component: cytoplasm; nucleus. Lineage: Eukaryota; Fungi; Mucoromycota; Mucoromycetes; Mucorales; Mucoraceae. The coding region runs from base 1 to 654 and encodes 217 amino acids. The transcript is spliced from 2 exons. The record is from RefSeq and is a predicted model, not a curated record.